UUUGCUUAAAAAAAAAAAUCUUUGAAAGUAAAACUAAUUUAAAAAUUUAAUAUGAAAGCAAUUUUGAAAAACGCAUUCUAUACGUGGAUUUAACUUUCGUUUUUCUUUUGUUUUUAAAGUCUAAGAGUAUAAUGCGUUAAAAAAUUCGUCAAAUCAAACAACAUUUCACAAAAGGCGGAGAGCAUUUUCAUCAUAAUGUGUGAAGCCAUUACAAAUGGUUGUGGGGGAAGGUUGGCCCUAGGUUCGGUGGUUUUAAUUCAUCUUAUUAUUUAUAAUGAAUCGCCUGGCCCUACAGUUGUUCUUGCAACAGCAUUUGCAUCAGUAUAUGGAUUUAUUUCAGCUUCUUGUAAAAAUAGUCUAAGACCACUUCAAAUGCCUUAUAUUAGAGCUAGCAAUAAGUUUGAUUUUACGUGCCUAUUUCUGGCUACAUGGAUGGAUAUCUUACCCAUUUUAGCUGCUUGCGGAGCCUUGGCUCGUACUCUAAGUGCUUGCUUGGAUGAAUUAAUGGGAGGCUUAGCCAGAAUAUUAAUUUUAGGAAGAAAUUCAUCAGAAAACGAACCAUGGCCAGAUGUAUUAGGUGUGGCAGUAGUAUUUUUGGUAACUGGAAUGUUUAUGCUUGGAUUAGAGAACACAAAAGCUUUUAGCUUUAUAAUGACACUUGGAAUGCUUGGUAUCAAUGGGAUUCUAAGUAUUGUUGGCUGGUACAGCGGUAACUCAAAAGAAUGGGAUCGUGAAGAACUUCUUCCAAAUGGGUCAAGUAAUUUCCUUACAGCGGCAGCAUUAAUAGCUUUUGCAUAUCCUGGCGAUUUCACAAGUAAAUCAAGAUAUCAAAGAUUUUCUGGCCUUUUCUUUGUUAUUUUUGUUUGUGGAUCAAUUCUCUUAUCAGCUGGUUGUUUGUCAACUAUUGUUCAUGCUAAGACAACCAACGAAUACAUUGCUGUGCCAUUAUUUAAAAUUUUAGAAGAAAAUGGUUUUCAAAAACUUAUCCAAGCCGCUGCGUGCCUUUUACUGCUAACGUGUUCUGGUUCUUUUUUGGAACUAUUUCCAGAAAUGUACAGUAUUAUUGUUCGAUUUGCCAAAUCGGAAUGGAAAAUUUUAUCUAGGCAAAUUAGUUAUGAAAGUUCAGAUAGUGGUAAUCCAGUAUUAGCUGUUUUUAUUGCAGGAAGCUUAUGUGCAAUGGUAGCGUUUGCUUGUCCUUUGCAAAAUCUAACAUAUAUUUUAGCUGCAGGACAUUUAUGUGCUGGACUCUUUCGUGCUUUUUAUUUAUUAUACUCACCUUAUCGGCCUAAAUAUGUUCAGCAAAGUAGUGAUUCUUCACUUUCGUAUAGUCGCUUGUCCACAGCUCCAAUAGUGAAAAGUAGCACAGCACGACGAAGAAGUUUAUGGAAUAUCAAUUUUCCAAUUCAAGGCAAUUUAAAAAAGGCCAAAACGAAAUCGAAUAAAAAUAAUAAACGUGAAGUUGAAAAAGAAUGGUUACUUUUGGGCGAACCAUCAUCACCAUGCCCGGUUCGUGAUAAUCCAGAUAUUGAAUCAACUAUUUUAUCUGAUGGUGAACCUCCGCCAUCAGAUUUUGAAUAUGCAGAAAAAUUUGAAUCUUCAGAAUCUGAUACUUCAACUGAUAUCGAUGCGAUUGUGGAUGAAUAUCGACAAAAAAUCAAAGUUACUACUGCCGGACCAAUGGAACGAAGUAUUCGGGUGCCUUCACUUGCCUCUUGGCGGGUUACCAUAUUCGCUAUUAUAGUUAUAAUUUUUGGAAUAUCGCUUACCAUUGUUGGAGUAUUUACGCACCUUUUUCCAAUGUUUGUUACUGGUAUUAUUGGAAUUUCGAUAGUUAGUAUUAUGAUGUCAUUCAUUCCAAAAUACACAGCAAGUGUCAUCAAUGUUUCGCCAGUAAUGUGUACCACAUCUUUUGCCAUUGGAUCUUUGUUACUCUCGUCAUGCCUUGAGUAUUCAUGGCCAGCAAUUGUAUUCUGGGCUCUAGGUGGCUUGGUUCUUUUAUUUCGAUGUGAUAAUUGGUGUUGUUACUGUUUCGAUGGAGAAUCCAUGAAUGAAGAACUGAUACCGAGUGUUUCGGGUAAAACAACUAUUCGAAUGCCACGAGGACAAGUUAUUUCGGGAAACAGAUGACAUUCGGAUACGUCAGAAGAUGAGUAUUCAAAUGAUAGAGGCAGUGGUGACGAAUGGACUGACCAGUUAAGAGAAUUAAUAUAAUUUUACUAAUAAUAAUUUCAUAAGAUGCAGUGAGAUUUGUGAUUCAAA
Messenger RNA from Episyrphus balteatus (marmalade hoverfly), 2259 nucleotides. RefSeq names its product probable cationic amino acid transporter (gene tadr). Gene Ontology annotation, cellular component: plasma membrane. Gene Ontology annotation, biological process: amino acid transport. The transcript has 12 exons. Lineage: Eukaryota; Metazoa; Arthropoda; Insecta; Diptera; Syrphidae. The coding region runs from base 196 to 2127 and encodes 643 amino acids. The record is from RefSeq and is a predicted model, not a curated record. Gene Ontology annotation, molecular function: amino acid transmembrane transporter activity.